Molecule: messenger RNA, 2104 nt
Organism: Owenia fusiformis
Lineage: Eukaryota; Metazoa; Annelida; Polychaeta; Sabellida; Oweniidae
Source: the annotation of a GenBank genome assembly
AUGUUUAAUCACACUAUGCUUACAGAAGAAUACGGAGCCUGGAAAAGUCCUAUUACAAGUGAGAUUGUCAACGAUAGACGAAUUGUAUUUAAAGAGGUUGUCAACGAUCCGACCAUGCCAGAUAGAAUAUAUUGGUCAGAACUGAGAUUUAAAGCAGGGGGACGAUUUAUAGUAUGUUCCAAGGACAAGGGCAAUCCAAACGAAACAUGCUAUACAGAUUCAAAGCAUAGUGCCAGAUCAAUUGUUAAUGGAUAUGGUGGAGGUGCUCUGCUCGUUUAUAACUCUACAAUAUACUUUGUAAACUAUAGAGAUCAGAAAGUCUAUAGACAAAAGGUGCCAAAUGGUAAGGCAGAGGUGUUAGUCAACUCAUCCAAAAUAUAUCAUGCUGAUGGAAGCAUUUCACCUCAGCUGAAUCGAAUUUUCUAUGUGCGUGAGGAUAACAGUGUUAGACCUGUAAUCACCACGAUUUCUAAGGUAGAUCUUGCCACCGGAAAGGAAACAAUUAUUAUUGAAGGUGCUGAUUUUUACAGUUCUCCCCGAGUUUCCCCAGACGGGAAGAAGAUCGCAUGGGUCGAAUGGAAUUUUCCUAAUAUGCCAUGGGACAACACUUCAUUAUAUACGGCCGAGCUUUCAAACAGCGGGAGUAUUGUAGAAAAUACAAUUUUUAGGGUGUCUGCCGACGGAGAAAGUGCGAUUGAACCAAAAUGGAGUCCUCAAAAUGAACUUUAUUAUAUCUCGGACAAGACCAACUGGUGGAAUCUAUAUCGGGUUCUUGAAGAUGGAACUUCUAAAAUAGUUUUGAAAAGGGAUAAGGAAGCAUGUCAACCACCCUGGAGAUUUCACAUGAACUAUUAUGAUUUCUACAAACGAAAGAUCAUUUCAACCUAUGACAGGUACCUGCAAAUGAUAGACAUGGAUACUGGGGAUGUACAAGAUAUCCCAACGGACUAUCGCACUCAUGUUAGAUUACAGGCCUCAUCGUCUGGUGAUGUUUAUCUUAGAGCUGAACAUUCCACUAACACAGAAGCUCUCUUAAGGAUCAAUAUUACCACAUUAGAGGUAUCGGUUGUAAAAAAGUCCCAGAUUCUUGAUUUUGGCCCGGGUUAUAUCAGUCAACCACGUGAAAUCGAAUUCCCGACGGGUGACAAUAACACUGAAGUAGCAUAUGGAUACUAUUACCCACCAACAAAUCGAGACUGCUUAGGUCCUAGAGGAUCUAAACCUCCUCUGGUAAUAAAGGUACACGGUGGACCAACGGUAGCCACUCGCGAUUCCUUCUUGAUGCUCUUCCAGUUUUGGACGAGUCGAGGAUGGGCAGUUUUUGAUGUGAACUACAGAGGAAGCACGGGAUAUGGAAGGGAGUAUAGGCAGAAACUAUAUAAAAAUUGGGGCGUAUAUGAUGUUGAAGAUAUCGUAAAGGGAGCGCUACAUAUAGUGAAACUAGGCCUUGCCGACAGAGAAAAAUUGGCUAUAUCUGGUGGAUCUGCAGGGGGAUAUGUUGUUCUGUCUGCACUAACAUUUUACCCCGAGAUCUUCAGGGCAGGUGCAAGCUAUUAUGGUAUAUCGGAUAUGGAACUUCUUGUUGGUCAAACACAUAAGUUUGAAAGUCGAUACGUUGAUAUGCUGAUAGGACCAUGGCCGGAAGCCAAUCAAACCUAUUACGAACGCUCUCCAGUUUACUUUGCAGACAAUCUGAAUGCGCCUAUCAUAUUUUUCCAUGGGGAAAAAGAUUGGUUUGUUCCUGUAAACCAGGCCGAGAUUAUGUAUAAUGCUCUAUUGGCAAAAAAUAAAACGACGUCUCUGACAAUUUUUCCAGAUGAAGGCCAUGGAUUUGUAAAAGCAGGGAAUAAAAACGCAGCAUUAGAUGGAGAAAACUACUUUUUUAGUAAAGUAUUUGGUUAUGAAAAUAUGGAUUGUGAUAAAGGAAAGUUACCGAUUGACAACUUGUAACACCUGGGUUAUUAACGCAUGAUGGAGGAAUGACGUAUAAUUGUGCCAUCCUUAUUAAAAUGAGAUGUAUGAUCCUCAAAUAUAGUCUUUGAAAGACCGAAUUUUUCGUUUUGAAUGGAAAUAGAAUUGUAAAUUAAACCUUUUGCAGAACAUU